GAGUCAAACAUCACAUCCUGUUGUCAUUCUGACUUCAGUCCUCAAACAUGCCGUCACGUCUCUCCUUUCUUCUCCUGCUCGUCGUCAUUCUGCUGGAAAGUCGUUGUGGACAUGCUGACGCUCAAGAUAAACCACCAAAGGCAGAGUUACAAUUGCUUCCUGUAGUAAUUUCCAUUAAGGAAUCAGUGAAUCUGAGGUGCAGGAGACCGGACUCUACCCCUGCAUCCCACUGCACUUUCAUCACUAAUCAGAGAGGACCGAUCAGUGGCUCAGACUGUGAGCGCUCAGUCACUGGAGCUGAGCUGCUCAGUGGGAGUCACAGCGCAAGGAAUGAGAUCACCAUGACAUGUUUCUACAGACUGGAGGAAGGAGGGAAACCUGCUCUUCAUAGUAACCCCUCCACAGUGACUGUGCUGGAUCUGAGGAAGCCCAAUAUCUCAGUCUCCACAGAACACACUGAGACACACAUUCGCUGUGAAGCCCCUCCUGACAUCACUGGAGCUAUUUUCUUCCUGUACUCCAACAGGAGUAGAACACAUACUAAGAGCACUCAGGCUGGAACAGAAGAGCGAGCUGUCAGUUUCACUGUCCCCCGCAGCUCUGACUCCACUCUGACAUACUGCUGUCGUUAUCAGUUUAAGACCAUCAACUCUAAACUGAGUUACUGUGCUGAAGCUAAGAACAAGGACCAGAGUGGAAGAACAAAGGACCAAAAUUCAGCCAGGUUUCUGUGGCGACACAUCCUCAGUGCUCUGGUCCUCUUGGCUGCUAUUGGAAUACUCAUAGAAUACUUCAUCUCCCACACACCAACCACAGAUGCUGCAGGCAGGAAGAGGAGAGGGAGUGAGAACACCGGACAGUUUGUGGAGACAUUGUGCUGAGACAUGAGCGAUUAGCCUGUUUACCUCUACAAAUAUACAGUACACAUACCUAAUAAAUAAAAAUAUACAUAAAACCACACAAAUACAGAACAUGUAUAUU
Molecule: messenger RNA, 981 nt
Organism: Anguilla anguilla (European eel)
Lineage: Eukaryota; Metazoa; Chordata; Actinopteri; Anguilliformes; Anguillidae
Exons: 6
Coding region: 48-881 (277 amino acids)
Source: RefSeq, a predicted model, not a curated record